AUGGAAGAUUGUAAAUUGGUGAACACGCCCAUGAAAGUUGGAAUUAAAUUGUCAAGAGAAAAAGAUAGAGAGACGAUGGAUCCAACAUUUUUCAAAAGUCUUGUUGGAAGCUUGAGAUACUUAACAUGCAUAAGGCCGGACAUAUUAUUUGCGGUUGGGCUUGUUAAUCGGUUUAUGGAAAGACCCACCAUAACUCAUUUCAAGGCGGCUAAGAGGAUUCUUCGUUACAUCAAAGGUACCCUUGAUUUUGGGUUAUUCUAUUCAUUUUCUAAUGAUUUCAAGUUUGUGGGUUAUUAUGAUACCGAUUGGGCCGGAGACUUGGAUGAUAGAAAAAGUACUUCGGGCUAUUGUUUUUUCAUGGGAAACACUGCUUUUACAUGGUAUUCAAAGAAGCAACCCAUUGUCACCCUCUCAACUUGUGAAGCGUAA
Molecule: messenger RNA, 429 nt
Organism: Cornus florida
Lineage: Eukaryota; Viridiplantae; Streptophyta; Magnoliopsida; Cornales; Cornaceae
Exons: 1
Coding region: 1-429 (142 amino acids)
Source: RefSeq, a predicted model, not a curated record